CAGCCUCGAAGACUUCCGGGGCGAGGGCAGGUCUCCAGUGUGCCUUCCUCCGUAACCUCUAGGAGGGGGGCUCGUGAAGGUUUUUGGGACGGUGCGCAGUGACGAUUCCUAGGCGGAGACGGUUCUAUAAAGAAAGAUCUAAGAAAGAACUAGGACUGGCGGGAAGGAACAGGUGAUUGCUCCAGUCAUUUCUUCAGUGGUUAUUGUGUACCCAUAUACGUGAAACCGUUAACUAAAAGGAAUCUGUCACUACUGCAACCAAACCAGAUGCCUUCUUUCACUUCACCAGACCAAGAAGACGACCUGGAGGCCUGUGUUUUAAGAUUUUCAGACCUAGAUUUAAAAGAUACAAGGCUUAUCAAUCCCAGUAGCAGUCUCAAAGCAGAGUUGGAUGUCAGUACAAAAAAGAAAUACUCAUUUGCCAAGAAAAAGGCAUUUGCCCUUUUUGUCAAAACCAAAGAAGUUCCAGCACAUCCUUUUGAAUGUAAAGAAAAAUGGUGGAAAUGUUGUCAACAGCUGUUCAGAGACCGGAUCGGCAUCCAUAGACACGUGGCAACACAGCAUGCUGACGAGAUCUGCCACCAGACUGCUUCCCUGUUAAAGCAGCUGGCUGUGACAUUGAACACCUCAAAGAGCCUUAAGUCCGAGGACAAUAGGAACCCUCUAAAAGAGUACUUGACCUGCAACUGGGAAGGGUCCGCUUGGCUCCCGGAUAUAAGCUGCUUUAGCCCUGAUGAGCUAAUGAGGGGCCAGGGCAGUGACGACGGAGAGGUUCUACUGUACUACUGCUACCGAGACCUGGAGGACCCCCCCCGGGUCUGCGCCUGGCAGACGGCGCUGUGCCAACACCUGCGCCUCACGGGCAAGGUUCGAAUUGCUACAGAAGGAAUCAAUGGGACACUUGGUGGAAGCAAACUGGCCACCAGACUCUAUGUGGAAGCCAUGCUUUCCUGCCCAUUGUUUAAGGAUUAUAUGUGUAAGGAUGAUUUUAAGACCAGCAAAGGAGGGGCUUGCUGUUUUCCAGAAUUGCGUGUUGGUGUAUUUGAAGAAAUUGUGCCUAUGGGGAUCAGUCCCAAUAAGAUCUCCUACAAGAAGCCUGGAGUCCAUUUAUCUCCACGUGAAUUUCAUAAAGAAGUAGAAAAGUUUUUGUCUCAGACAAAUGAAGAACAAAGUGAUACUGUCCUCCUGGACUGCAGAAACUUCUAUGAAAGCAAAAUAGGGCGAUUCCAGGGCUGUUUAGCCCCAGACAUCAGGAAAUUCAGUUACUUCCCUAGUUACAUUGACAAAAAUCUAGAGCUUUUCAGAGAGAAGAAGGUGCUAAUGUACUGCACUGGGGGCAUCCGUUGUGAGCGGGGUUCAGCCUACCUCAAAGCCAAGGGAGUAUGCAAGGAAGUGUUCCAGCUCAAGGGCGGCAUCCACAAGUACCUGGAGGAGUUUCCUGAUGGUUUCUACAAAGGGAAGUUGUUUGUUUUCGAUGAGCGUUAUGCCUUAUCCUACAACAGUGAUGUAGUGUCAGAAUGUUCAUACUGUGGAGCCCCGUGGGACCAGUAUAAACUCUGCUCAACUUCCCAGUGCCGCCAGCUCAUCUUGACCUGCCCUGCUUGCCAGCGACAAGGAUUCACAGCCUGUUGUGUCACGUGUCAAGACAAAGGGAGCGGGCUGGCUUCAGGUCCCACCCAGAGCAGCUUUAAAGAGGAAUGUGAGUGUACAGCCCGACGGCCCCGCAUACCCAGCGAACUGCCAUAGCAGGUGCGACUCCCCGCGAGCCCAGAGCCAAGGCCUGACAUUGACAAGGAUGGGCUGUGCUUACGUGAGUGGCACCAUCAGCAUCCCCCUAGGCCUUCACAGAGCUAGCUCCACAGUGACCAUACACUGGAGAACAUCAGAGCUGAGGCAACAGAGAAACGGGGAAUGCCAGCAUCAUAAACUGGGUACCAUGUCUGCCACCUAAACUUCAGUGGGGGGAAGAGGGGGGGAAUGGGUUCUCCUCACUUACCUGAAACAUUUGACUCACGAUGCCAGAGGGACGCCUGGGUGGCUCAGUUAAGUGUCAGACUUCAGCUUAGGUCAUGAUCUUGAG
Molecule: messenger RNA, 2080 nt
Organism: Hyaena hyaena (striped hyena)
Lineage: Eukaryota; Metazoa; Chordata; Mammalia; Carnivora; Hyaenidae
Gene: TSTD2
Product: thiosulfate sulfurtransferase like domain containing 2
Exons: 11
Coding region: 268-1746 (492 amino acids)
Source: RefSeq, a predicted model, not a curated record